Molecule: messenger RNA, 1564 nt
Organism: Sphaerodactylus townsendi
Lineage: Eukaryota; Metazoa; Chordata; Lepidosauria; Squamata; Sphaerodactylidae
Gene: SLC35F2
Product: solute carrier family 35 member F2
Exons: 8
Coding region: 64-1272 (402 amino acids)
Biological process (GO): transmembrane transport
Cellular component (GO): membrane
Molecular function (GO): transmembrane transporter activity
Source: RefSeq, a predicted model, not a curated record
GGUGCCCUCCCUCCGUCCCCUUCCCAGCCUCGCCUCCUUCUAGCGCGGCUCUCAUUGUUCGCAAUGGAAGCGCCGUCCUCGGUCGCACCGGAGACCCCCAGCCCCCCGGCGACAGCGGCGGCGGCGACAGCUGCGCCCCGGCAGACCUGCUUGGCCAGCCUGCUGAGCCGCGCCAAGGAGAAACUCUGCACCUGGCGCAUCUUGAAAACACUUGCCCUGGGUCAGAUGCUCUCCUUAUGUAUAUGUGGGACAGCAGUUACAAGCCAGUACUUGGCUGAACGCUUUCGUGUAAACACUCCAAUGCUGCAGAGUUUUAUCAACUAUUGCUUGUUGCUUCUGGUAUAUACAACAACUCUGGCCUUUCGGAAAGACGGCGACAGCCUCCUGAAGAUCCUGAGGGGUAAAUGGUGGAAGUACAUUCUGCUGGGGCUGGUUGACGUUGAAGCAAACUACACCAUCGUCAAAGCCUACCAGUACACCACCUUAACAAGUGUUCAGCUCCUUGACUGCUUUGGGAUUCCGGUGCUGAUGGCUUUAUCAUGGUUCAUCCUUCGUGCAAGAUACAAACUGAUCCAUUUCAUUGCCGUUGCUGUCUGCCUUCUGGGUGUAGGGACCAUGGUCGGGGCAGAUAUAUUAGCUGGGAGGCAAGAAGGAGAAGGAAGCAACGUGGUGAUUGGAGAUGUCUUAGUCCUUCUUGGCGCCUCGUUGUAUGCCAUUUCGAAUGUGAGUGAGGAAUACAUUGUGAAAAAUCUGAGCAGAGUGGAGUUUCUAGGAAUGGUGGGCUUAUUUGGGACUAUUAUCAGCGCUCUGCAGCUAGGCAUUGUGGAACAUAAAGACAUAGCGAAUAUUCAGUGGAACUGGAAAAUCGUCUUGCUGUUUCUGGCUUUUGCCCUGUGCAUGUUCGGGUUGUACAGCUUUAUGCCGAUAGUGAUCAGAGUUACCAGUGCCACGUCGGUCAACUUGGGCAUUCUGACAGCUGACCUCUACAGUCUUUUCUUUGGACUCUUUUUAUUUGACUACAAGUUUUCAGUUCUCUAUCUCCUGUCCUUUGGUAUUAUCAUGGUGGGAUUCAUCCUGUAUUGCUCCACACCAACCCGGACUGCAGAGGCUGCCUCGACCAGCUUGCCACUCACCGCCAGUACUGGGUUUGACAACCUUGCCUUAAAAAUGGAGGAGAACCAUCUGGAUACGGCAGCCUCCUCACCUGCACUGCACAACAAAGAAGAAAACGGGACUGGGCAAGUGCUGGCCAGUGGACCAUCGGCCUUGUGAAGCAGGGAAUGCUCAGAGGUGCGAGACUGACCUUGGAAAUAUCCUCAAAUGAGAGAGUGGACAUUAGAGGGCCUGUCGUGGAAUAUGUGCUCAUGUCAGUGUUUGGGAUAGUCAGGGUGAGAUCCUUAAAGAUGAAUAAUCUGCAUUAAAAGUUACAUUCUGAAAUAAUCUGGCCUUUGAGCCAUCAGAGGAAUGACAAAUUGGCAUGGUAGUAGAAAGGGGGAAAAGUCUAAUAAUUAUUUUUGGUAAGAAUACAACACAACUAAUUAAAAACAAUUGCACUCCAAAUAAA